AUUCCACCAAGGUACUGCAAUAUGUUUGUGCCUCUUUGAAGUAUUUGCACCGCUAUUUGAUAAGUUCCUACGUGGAACGGAACGUUCCACAGCUGUCAAAAUAAUUUUACAGAACCUAUUGUAAUUGUUUAAGGGUUCAUUGACAUCAUACUCGAAAUCCAAAAGUAAUUGAUUAACAGUUUCAGAAUAAAGAUCCCAAUUAACGAGACGUAGGUUUAUACGAUUUAACAAAAGUUUAUUAACUUCAUCUAUAGGAGCAUGUUGUUCACCUGACGGAGUUGAUGAAGAGUUCUUUGUGUUUAUUUUAGUAAAAGUCGGCAGGUGAUAACUUCCUAACGGAUCAUCAUGAACCGACCACUCGCAUUUUAAUGAUAUGGAUGGGGAUACCAUAGUUAAAUCAAGGCCAUUGGGUCUCCAAAUAUGAGAGCCAACAGUAGUAACUUGCUUAUCAUUUAAUAGUACCAAAUUACAUUCAUCUAAACAAUCAAGAAUGUCUUUACCUCUUGUAUUAGUGGAGGUACAACCCCACAUAGUAUGAUGUGCAUUUAAAUCUCCAGAUAUGAUAGUGGGUUUAGGAAGAGACUCCAAAAAGAACUUAAAUUUGGCUUUAGUAAAACUAGGUGUACUAUUGGUAGGACAGUAAAUACUGGCAACUGAAUACCAAGAAUUAUUAACUUCAAUACUAAUAGCUAUAGUUUGCAAAGAAUUGUCGAAAAAAGAGUGAAGUUUUUUAUAUCUAAUACUAUUAUGUAUAAUAAUCGCUACUCCAUUGUGGUUAUUACCACAAUCAUUUCGUUCUAUACAAUAAUCUUUAAUUUUUAAUUUGUAAUGUGGUUUUAGCCAAGUUUCUGAGAUGAGAGCAAUGUGAAUAUGAUGUUCAUUUAAAAAUUGUGUAAAAAUAUGUCGAUUGCUCAGUAGGCUCUGAGCGUUCCACUGUAUGAUAGUUAAUUGGUCUCGAUUGAAUUUUGUGAAAUAGGUCUAUUACCAAAAGUAUCAUAUAACACAUUCAAAACACUUUUAGUGUUAAUAGAUGUGUUCUUUGUGUUAUGUAGUGAAAUAAGUUUGAUUAUGCUUUCUAUUAAAAGUGAUAAACUCUUGUUAUCAGAAUUUAGAAUUGAAAUUAGGUCUACAUUUUUUUUAGGUUUGUUACCCAGUUUAGGAAAUAUUUCAGUGCUAAGUAUAUCUCCAAAAGAAGCAGGUCUGAAUUUAGAUCUAUUUUCAGCAAUUUUCUUUUGUUUAACAGGGCAUUGCGGUGAUACACUUGUGUGAUUUCCAUUGCAGUGUACACAAAUAGCGUUUUCCAUUCCAGUUGUACAAGUUUUAUAAUUAUGCUCACCUUUGCAGAUGCUGCAACGCUCAGAAUUCUUACAGAAUUUAGCUAAAUGUCCAUACCUCAAGCACCGGUAGCAUUGUUUAACUGGUGGUAUAUAUGGAGUGACAUUGUGGCGCCAACCUCCAAUAUCCAGAUAUUCAGGUAAUACAGAUGCAGCAAAAGUAAUUGUCACGGUUAGAGUUGGCUGUAACACAUAUCCAUGAGUCAAGGUAUUUUUUCUUAAAAUUCUUUUAAUAGCAAUAAUUUUCUUAGAACUCGAUAUCAUAGUAUAUAUUUUUUUAUUAGAUAUAUUUGUAGGUACAUUUCUAAUAACGCCUGUAACUUCUGUUGAAGAAGCAGGAAUACUGGCCUUAAAAUGGUAGUCAUUUAAAAAAGUUUUAUUAUUUAAAAAAGCAUUGGCUAAGUCUGGCUUUUGAAAGUAUACUCCGAUUUUGAAUUUAUUUAUAGAUCUAAGAUAAGUUACCCCUUUAUUAAAUCGUUUUAAACAGGAGGAGAGUGAGAGCAAGUCUCUGGAUCCAAUGGUUUUCUGACUAUCUGAGGAUUCUACAAAGACAACAAAUUCUGUCCCAGGGGAUUCCUCGGGAUAUCUUCUAAUAUAAUCUGUGACGUAGUAAGGUUUAUACUUAUCGGCCUUAUCAAUUUCAGAUUCUGAGUCAGUAGAAGUAUCUUCCGAAUAUAUAUCCUUGUCAUUACAAGGUUCAUGGUCUACAUCACCUGAAUCGUCAUCUUUUUUUUUUCCUUUUUCUACAACUGCGCUUCCCCAUGAAUGCUAAUUAUAUUACUGUCGCUGAAUUUAGUGAAAAUAUAAUAUUUUAUUCAAUAAUAAGAAUUGAUAGAGAUAGUUUUAAUAAAUUAAUAAAAAAAAUUUAAAAAACCCGCUUGUUCUUAUUCGAGUUUCCCCAUAUAUUUUGUUUCUGUCAGUCAAAAAGGUGUCUGUUUUGAGGCGCCAUUUCUCAAAUUUCUAAUCACUAAAAUUUAACAUUUAAUUUAAUAUUACAGGGAAAUAUUUAUUUCUUAAUAUUAAUUUAUUUAAAAAAACAAUAUAAAGUAAAUUUCUAAUUGAUUAUAAACUCAGUUUAUGAUGGUCUACAAAAUGAUAACUUCGCAGAACUAUCGAAUUAGAAUAAUACAUUAAAAGAUAAAUUUGAUGAAUUAACAGUUCAGAAUCGACCCCAUAGAUUUAGUUUAAAAUUUUGAAUGAAAUUAUUUGUUUUUAUUUUUAUUAUCUUUUUCUCAGUCGAAUCUAGAAAAUCGUAAAUGGAAAUAACUUGAAGACGGUGCAAAAUAUAUGUAAUUAACUAGUUUUAAAAAUUAUCAUGGAUAUAAAUAAAUUGAAAAUAUGUGCCACAUGCUUAAGCACGGAUCGAAGUUUGAUUCUUGUGAAGGAUGUAAAAAAUUUUAUGAAAUUCUCAAAGAUUAAGAGGCCAGAUCUGACUGUCGUCCAUAUAUGUUGGGAGUGUGAUGCCAUAGUGAAAAAAAUUUUAGCAUUCAGGGAGAAAGCUAUAAGGGCUCAGGCUGUUAUUAGUCAUAUAUUAGAAAAUAAUUUGUUCCAAACAUCUAUUAAACAUUUAUCCAGUUUAACUCGAAGUUCAGUGAAAAUUUGUCAAGUCAGUUGUGAGGUUACAACUCGUGGCAAGACCCCAAACGAUGAGACUCUUGAAGAACAGCCAGUCGACGUUUCGGAUGCAGAUGAUCUCACCAAGUACUGCAUACAAUAUAUGGCUUGUGACACUGAAAAUAAUGAUGGUGAUGAAAUAGAAAGAAAUGAAGAUGAAGCUGUGAAACAAAAUGACGGAAAAGAAGUACCUCAUAAAUCACAUGGAGGACAUAGCCUGAAAGCAAUAAACUCAAGCCAAAACAUAUACAGUGUCAAAGUAAUCGGUGAAGGGGAAUUGAUGAAGGCCAGAGAGGACAGAAGAGACAGUAUUAAAUUCCAGAAAUCUCUAUACAAAUGCCUGACAUGUGUCGAGUACUUUAGGGAUAAAAAAAUAUGGCAGGACCAUCAGAUGAAGCAUUUGAAGGAAAAUAAAUUUGAAUGCACAAUAUGUGCACAACGAUUUCCGGUUAAGGCAGCAUUGAGUUACCACAAGGAAUUGCAUUAUAGGAGCUACACGUGCCGGACGUGCCUGGACGUGUUCCCCGAUGAAUACUCCGUGGACAGGCAUUACCAGGACGAGCACGACGAAACCAGAUAUCAAUGUGGGGACUGCGAUGCGACGUUACCAAACAAACGGUUAUACAUAAAACAUAGACGUGCAGUACACAAAAAGAUGGUGGCCUGUCCUCAUUGUGAGAACAUGUAUACAAAUAGUAGCAAUUUGAAGAGGCACAUUACGACUCAUAUGGAGAGGAAACUUUUGAAGUGCGAUGCUUGCCCGAAACAGUUCCGUACUCACUUCGGCCUGAAAAAUCAUAAGGCUUCACACCUCAAUCAGAGAGACGAGAACGCCUACUGCGUAGAAUGUGACAUACAGUUCAAGGAUGUGUUCAUUUACCGAAAUCACCUGCGGUCUACGUUGAAACAUAUAUCCAAAGAACAUUCCAGGUUUCCGUGUCCGAAGUGUGACAGCAUUUUUUUAACUAUGUCAUACCUGAAAGCCCAUAUACAGUACAGCCACAAUGAAGAGAAAAAAUAUGUCUGCCAACAAUGUGACAUGGUAUUUAAGGCGAAAUUGUUACUUCGUAGACACAUUAGUACUAAACACGAGAAUAAGCCAAGAAAGCUGUACACUUGUGAUGUAUGCAAUAAAAAAUUCACGCACUUUCUUCCACGCACAACCACUCUUUGGAAUCAACUUCCUGCAGCAGUAUUUCCGAACCGUUACGACACCAUAACCUUCAAGAAAAGAGCAUAUCCCUUUUUAAAAGUCUUUAAACGCAUUUCGGGAUCAUAAAAACACACACACUGGUGCUCGACCGUAUAUAUGCAAUUCUUGCGGGGCUACCUUCGGGUUUAAGGCUGCCCUUUACAACCAUAACAAGUUGGUACACUUGAGGAAUAAGUCGAAAGGAAAAGUUGCGAAUACGCGCGAAAUAAAGA
Molecule: messenger RNA, 4373 nt
Organism: Galleria mellonella (greater wax moth)
Lineage: Eukaryota; Metazoa; Arthropoda; Insecta; Lepidoptera; Pyralidae
Product: oocyte zinc finger protein XlCOF6-like
Exons: 13
Coding region: 2650-4227 (525 amino acids)
Biological process (GO): regulation of transcription by RNA polymerase II
Cellular component (GO): nucleus
Molecular function (GO): DNA-binding transcription factor activity, RNA polymerase II-specific; RNA polymerase II transcription regulatory region sequence-specific DNA binding
Source: RefSeq, a predicted model, not a curated record